AUUGCAAUUGGGGGGUUCUAUUUGUCCACUCUGACAUUAUCAGAAAGAAUCCCUUGUUUCUCUACGUAAUCAACUCAUUUUUCCCUUGAAUAAUAAAAUACCAUCAACUGAAUCCGAACCCCAAUAAAACCCGUUUCAUUUCUAUAGGUUAUAAGCUUUAAGGGAACAUACACCUCUUCUUCAUUGCCACCUUCUCCCUCUACUCGAAUCCCCAUUAAACAAAUCAACCCUUCACGGCUUCACCUAUACAUAUACAUACAUACAUACAUACAUACAUACAUACAUUGCAUUUAUUUAUGCAAACAAGGACCAUAAACCAUUGAAGUCCGCUUCUUUAUUUCCUCUCUCUCUCUCUCUCUCUCAUGCUCUCAUAGAGAAAAGCAAAUUCUCCCCCACCCUUGAAGCAAAGGAGGCAUCAACUUUAACUUUUUUUAUUAUCUCUUUUUCUGGUUUCUGGGCCCUCGUGCAUUCAUUGUGAUCUGCGUUCAAAAUGGGGUUCUGUCAAGGCACUUGUGGAAACACAAAAAAGCCAUCAAAUAGCUCUACUUGCGAUGCUCUCUCCGCUUCAACUAUCAUAGACAAAGAUUAUUCCUUUGACUAUGAUAAUGAGCUGAAAAUGAAAGGUUUUUUGUCAAAAAUGUUUUGGCAAUCUGGCUUGGCCUGUUUUUUACCAAAUGAGAGUGAUGAAACCAUUAAAAAGAGUAAUAACAAGAAUGGAAGUUUAGAACACAACAAGGCAUGGCUGCUGGCAGAGUCCGGUGGUUGUGGUAGUGGUUCAGAGUUAACAAAUGCUGAUCCACACUCAGUUCACUCUUCUUUCAGGUUCAGUUUAUGCUCUCAAGUUGAGCUUGAGUCAAUGAACAUGAAUUCUUCAGCUUCUGCAACUGUGUUGAUGGUGAAUUUGGACAAUGGAUUGAAUGAGACAAGAGCUAAAGAGCUUAAAUGGAGGAGAAUUCAGUCUCUUGAGAGGAGUAUCUCUCCAGUUGCAAAUUCUUUGGUCAGAUUCAGUUAUAGUGAAAUUCUUGCUGCUACUAAUAAUUUCUCAAAAGGUAGAGUUUUGGGAAGGGGAGCUUUGAGCUUUGUCUUUAGAGGUAAAGUUGGGUUCUUGAGGACUGCUGUGGCAAUUAAGAGAUUAGACAAGGAGGAUAAAGAGGCUUCAAAAGCAUUUUGUAGAGAAUUAAUGAUUGCUAGUUCUCUUUACCACUCAAAUAUUGUGCCUCUUGUGGGGUUCUGUAUUGAUCCGGAGGAGGGUUUGUUCUUGGUGUACAAAUAUGUAUCUGGUGGAAGCUUAGAACGCCAUUUGCACGAUAAGAAGAAAGUAAAGGGAGGAGUCAAGGGUUCUUCAGGCCUUUCCUGGCCUGUGAGAUACAAGGUUGCUCUUGGAAUUGCACAAGCAAUUGCAUAUUUGCAUAAUGGAACUGAGAGAUGUGUUGUUCAUAGAGAUAUUAAACCCUCAAAUAUACUCCUUUCUUCCAAGAAAAUCCCAAAGUUGUGUGAUUUCGGUUUAGCUACUUGGACUUCUGCACCUUCAGUCCCUUUCCUUUGUAAAACUGUCAAGGGGACAUUUGGCUACUUGGCUCCUGAGUAUUUCCAGCAUGGGAAAAUAUCUGAUAAGACGGAUGUGUAUGCUUUUGGUGUGGUCCUUCUGGAACUAAUUACCGGAAGGAAGCCAAUUGAAGCAAGAAGGCCACCGGGGGAAGAGAAUUUGGUCCUAUGGGCUAAACCUCUAUUGCAGAAGGGAAAAGGAGCCAUUGAGGAGUUGCUUGAUCCACGACUUGAAUGCACUUUGAGAAAUACAACUCAAAUAAUCCAGAUGAUUCAGGCUGCCACCGCCUGUGUAAGUAAUGAAGAAUCUCGAAGGCCAGGAAUAGACGAAAUUAUUGGCAUACUGAGAGGUGAAGAACAACCAAUCUACUCAAACAGGAAGAAGUCCAAUUUUUCUGGGAUUAUAGAUUGUUACCCUCAACUACAACAGACAAAAAGUGAGAUGAAUAGUCACUUAGCCUUGGCUAUGUUAGGAGUUUCAGAAUUUGAGGAUGAUGAUCACCUUUGUUGUCGUUAAAACAUGGUAUAUUCGACUUUCUGAUUUUUCUCUUUGGUGGUUUUGCUUGCCUUUUUUUUUCUCUCUCUGAAGAGAAAAAGCCUGGAAAUCAGAAUCAGAACGAGUGUAAAAAUUGUAAGUAGGAAAAACCAGUUUGCUUAGAAGUGUGUAAAUAGCUUCCAUUCUGCUGCCCUUGGCUUCAAUGGGCCAACAAGAUAGAUUUUAUUUGAAGGCUAAACUUCUAAUUUUAUAAUCUUGGAAGCAAUAUGCUGAUUUUCUAGUAAUCUUCCCUUGAUGAUUGUAAAGACUGAGAGUAAUAGAUUCAUUUCAAGGUUAGACUUGUUAUAUUA
Messenger RNA from Populus euphratica (Euphrates poplar), 2391 nucleotides. Its product is annotated as serine/threonine-protein kinase CDL1-like. The record is from RefSeq and is a predicted model, not a curated record. The transcript has 6 exons. Gene Ontology annotation, molecular function: ATP binding; protein kinase activity. Lineage: Eukaryota; Viridiplantae; Streptophyta; Magnoliopsida; Malpighiales; Salicaceae. The coding region runs from base 491 to 2062 and encodes 523 amino acids. Gene Ontology annotation, biological process: protein phosphorylation.